GCGAACUCACAAUGCGAGAGCCUUCUUAUUUCUUGGAAGCACCUCGGCGCGUGGGCCUCGAGUCGGAGCAAUAAAAGCUCCUUCGUACCCGCAGCCUAUCGAAUUAUCUUGUCUGAUAUUGCCUCCUUCGAUUCCAUCUUCCCCGAUCCCUGAGCCGUUCGUUGUGGCAGCUUCAUCCCAUCAACCUAUCUCAAAAGACGCCUAUUCCUUCAUAUCUCUUCCUUCUUGCUUCACCACCAAUCCACUAUGGGCUCUAUAGAUAGGCAUGAUAGUCUCCAUGUCGAUGUGAUGAUCAUUGGUGCAGGGAUAUCCGGUAUAAAUGCGGGUUAUCGUGUGCAGACGGAGUUGCCAGGCUACAGCUACACCAUUCUGGAGUCCCGCAAUGCCAUAGGAGGCACUUGGGAUCUCUUUAGGUACCCAGGAAUUCGAUCUGACUCCGACCUACAUACAUUCGGCUUCCUCUGGAGACCGUGGUCGAAAGCCAAUUCGAUCGCCGAUGGAGAGUCCAUUCGAAACUACAUCAGAGAAUCAGCCGAGAAAUACGGCAUCGAUCGCAAGAUUCAGUUCCAUCACAAACUCGUCGCUGCUGACUGGUCUUCCGAACAACAAAACUGGACGCUUGCCGUGGAGGCUGGUGGCGAAAAGAAAUUGUAUACCGCCCGAUUUAUCAUUCUCAGUACAGGAUACUAUGAUUACAACGAGCCCUUGAACGCUACAAUCCCGGGAAUCAACAAAUUUCAAGGCCAGGUCAUCCACCCGCAGUUUUGGCCUGAAGAUCUCGAUUAUGCAGGGAAGAACGUGGUCAUCAUUGGGAGCGGCGCAACGGCCAUCACCCUCCUUCCCAAUCUCGCGGAGAAGGCUACAAAAGUGACGAUGCUGCAAAGAAGCCCCAGCUACAUCAUGGCCCUACCAGCCGUUGAUCGCACGGGAAACUUCAUGCGAAAGUGGCUUCCUACUUGGAUGGCACACGCGCUCGUGCGGUGGAAGUUUCUAGUGCUUCCAUUCCUGUUCUUUAAGUUCUGCCGAGCAUUCCCCAACGCUGGUCGAAAAGUCAUCCAAGCAAAUACUAAAAGGCACCUCCCACCUUCAAUGCCCCACGAUCCGAAUUUCAAGCCGGCGUACAACCCCUGGGAGCAGCGAUUAUGCGUCUGCCCGGAGGGCGACUUCUUCAAAGCACUGCAGAACGGCAACUCUGAUAUUGUUACCGACACAAUCAAAACAGUCACGGCAUCAGGCAUCGAGACUACAUCUGGCAAGACGAUUGAUGCGGAUAUUAUAGUCACCGCGACUGGCUUGAAGAUUCAACUUGCAGGGGGGUCCAGUAUUUUAGUGGAUAGGAAGCCGAUUGACGUCUCGACGAAGUUCAUGUGGAAGGGUGUUAUGCUGCAAGAUAUGCCGAAUGCAGCAUUUGUCAUCGGAUAUACCAAUGCCUCUUGGACUCUGGGUGCUGAUGCCACUGCACAGACUGUUUGCAGAUUGUUGAAGCAUAUGGAUAGUCACAAUGCCUCAAGCGCCGUUCCUCGGGUCCCAAGCGGACAGAAGAUCAAGCCAACGCCCGUCUUGAAUCUAAAUUCCACAUAUAUUGAGAAGUCCAAGGGCCAGUUGCCGAAGGCUGGCGAUGUUGGUCCAUGGCAGCCGAGAGCAAACUAUUUGGCAGAUUACUGGACCUCGAAUUAUGGAAACGUGACGACAGACUUGGAGUUUGGAAAAGCUUUGAAGAAGAUCAACUGAGACCGGUUUUGACUACAAAGAAAUUUUUGAUAUCUGAGGGGUGCUGCCCCACUGGGAUGCCGGCUUGGAUAUUUAUCUCGUGUUUUGAAUUGGAGAUCUAGACGCAUCCCAAGUUAGACGUUGACGGCUGCUUACUAUUUAUUAAUAUUUCGUCAUUCUUAUAGAUACUUGUG
Molecule: messenger RNA, 1904 nt
Organism: Hyaloscypha bicolor E
Lineage: Eukaryota; Fungi; Ascomycota; Leotiomycetes; Helotiales; Hyaloscyphaceae
Product: monooxygenase flavin-binding family protein-like protein
Exons: 1
Coding region: 247-1731 (494 amino acids)
Molecular function (GO): N,N-dimethylaniline monooxygenase activity; NADP binding; flavin adenine dinucleotide binding
Source: RefSeq, a predicted model, not a curated record